AUGCUUCGAACCCCUAUCUGGUAUAGGAAAAGUGUGUCGGUCGAAGCAAAAGUCAGAAUAUUUCGAGCACUACCACCCGCUUGGUUGCAUGAAAGUGAGACACGAGCUCCUACAAUAAAUGAAGAAAGACGCCUACAAACAUUCUAUAUGGGAUGCCUAAUAACAUUGCUUGGCGCUACUUUAGGUGGUCGAAUGCCAAACGAUCUGGUAUUAGAUUUAACUGGUCAACCAAGUCUUGAUAACAUCAUGAGAAAAAAUAGGUUAAGAUGGUUUGGGCCCGUAAAUCGAAUGGAGAAUACUAACGGUGAACCUGUACUGCCAAAAAAGGUUCUUUUUUUGUUAUUUCCCAAACUCUCGACGAGCCUAAGGUGGAAUGGAGAAACGAUGGCAUGA
Messenger RNA from Didymodactylos carnosus, 393 nucleotides. Lineage: Eukaryota; Metazoa; Rotifera; Eurotatoria; Philodinida; Philodinidae. The record is from the annotation of a GenBank genome assembly.